Molecule: messenger RNA, 903 nt
Organism: Polistes dominula (European paper wasp)
Lineage: Eukaryota; Metazoa; Arthropoda; Insecta; Hymenoptera; Vespidae
Gene: mRpS26
Product: mitochondrial ribosomal protein S26
Cellular component (GO): mitochondrial small ribosomal subunit
Source: RefSeq, a predicted model, not a curated record
UGUAUAUGUACAUAAAUAUAUGUAUCUUACUUGUAACCAAACGUUACUUCAUGGUUUAGGUAGGUAACAGUAUAGGUUAGAUAGGUCUUUAACUUAUUCCUAACCUCAAAUAUGCGCACUGGAGAUUCAGACCUGUCUUUAACAAUUUACAUUUAAUAAGUGAAAUAUUUAUUACUGAUAAACUAAGAUAAUUUAUACACAAAUAUGUUGAGAGUAAAACAAAUAAGCGGUGUUUGUUCUUUAACAUUGGGCAAUCUUAUAAAGAGUGAACAUUUUGUACCAAAUGUAAUUUACAUGCAAUGCAUUAGAUGGAAAAGGAAACCUAUUUGGUUACCCACUGCAAAGACCAAGAUGUUCAGAGUACCUCAAAGACCACAGAUACCUACGGAUGAAUAUUUAGAACUUAAAAGAUUAUUUAAUAAUUACAGAACAUCUAUGAAAUCGCUUAUGAAUCAUUUUGAAAAUGAAUUUUUGAAAAAUCAAGAACAAUUUGAUGAAACAGUUAUAAAUAAACAAGCGGAAGAUGAUUUUAUAAAGUGUAAUUUAAUAAAUGAUGAAUGGAACAAGAAAGUAGCCAAAGUAAGAGAAGUUAGAUUGCCAAAAGUAAAGAAAGCAAACAAAGAACUUGUAUUGAAAAGAUUAAUAAAAAAAGAGGAAAGAGAUUUAUCGAAGAUGCAAAAAAUAGAGGAGCAUGUUAAAAAGCUUAAAGAAGAAGUAAAAACUUUCAUAACUGCUGAAAAUAUAGAUGAAGCGAUCGAGGAAGCAUUAACUAACAUUGUCAGUCAUGACUAUGCUAUAGAUUUAAAGGGAAACAUUUAUAAAGGAAAAUACACCAAUGGUCAAGAAACAAAUGUAUAAAAUAAUAAAGCUAUUAGCUUAUAUAAAUAAAAAUCAACAUAAAAA